GUAUUUGAAAGUGUUGGCCUGUCCAACAGCAUGCUGGCAGAGAUCUAUGCAGCAGUUCCAGAGGCCACUGUGACAGCUGACACAGUACAGCUGGAAGAGAUGGAGUUCAGCAGUGACAUCACUGUCACACAUGUCCAUGAGGGUGUUGGAAGUGGUAUUCCAUUCAGUUUUACAGCAGAUGGCAGCAACCCCCAGUCUCUGAUGACCACUGGGAUCCUCCUGAUGUCUGUGUCCUGGGGAGUGGACACCAAUGGACUGCCCCUAGUACCACCCACUAGUAGUAAUGUCAACCAAGCGUUCAGUGCAAUGAAAGGUCUAGAUGCUGUGGCAGCUAUAGGAGCCUCAGCUAUGGUAGACAUGGAGAAGCUGUCCAAGUGGAUAGCAGAGUCCAGGCUGGACCCCAAUGACCCCAGCAAUGCUGACCUAGUCUACAUGAUGAAGCCCAUGAAAGAUGGCACUGGACUGCAGAUGCCCUCUUAUUUUCGCUUGGAGCACCUUCAAGAAGAGUUCAACUUCACCACAGAUGAAGAACUGGACAUGCAUCGCAGGUUCCGUCUGAUCAGGCUACGUGAAGAGGAAGUUCCACUCUUCAAAAACAAACAAAUCCCUGCACUUGAAAAAGACAUUCCACAGGAUGCAUUUCUUGAAUAUGAGAAGAAAGAAAAAGAGAAGGAGCAGUUGAGGGAGGACAAAGACAUAGAAUCUCAUAGAGCUGCAGUUGCACAGUUCAUGCAGAGGGUGAGAGAGCAAGUCCUGCAGAGGUUCAGACUGGCAGCACAUCAGAAGUCAUUUCAUGAUGUUGUCUUUGAGGAGGAGGUGCCAAAUAUAGGGACCCUGGCCAUCAACCUCCAGCAGCUUGGAGAGCCCAGGAGACCGCUGAGACCUGUGCGCAAGGAAAGGAAGAAGGUGUCUGCACAGAAUGUCUCUGAGGCUGAUGUAGUCAUCAAUGUUCAGAGAGCCUAUGAUGUACCCAUCAGAACAGAUGCUGUGCCGUAUGUUAUAGUCUUAUGUCUUCUUAUAU
Messenger RNA from Lingula anatina, 1021 nucleotides. Its product is annotated as coiled-coil and C2 domain-containing protein 2A. Gene Ontology annotation, biological process: non-motile cilium assembly; protein localization to ciliary transition zone. The record is from RefSeq and is a predicted model, not a curated record. Gene Ontology annotation, cellular component: ciliary transition zone. Lineage: Eukaryota; Metazoa; Brachiopoda; Lingulata; Lingulida; Lingulidae.